Messenger RNA from Camelina sativa (false flax), 684 nucleotides. The record is from RefSeq and is a predicted model, not a curated record. Lineage: Eukaryota; Viridiplantae; Streptophyta; Magnoliopsida; Brassicales; Brassicaceae.
AUGGUCUUCGGCGACGAGAACAAAGCAAAGACGAAAAAGAUCGAAGAUAUUGAUAUUCUAGUGUACGAGGUUUUAACACUUGGAGGAGGAGAAUCUUCAUGGACACGCAAUACGUUCACCAGCCCGCCUCAUUUCACUGUUACCAACUCAAUAUGUAUCAAUGGUUUUGUGUAUUAUGCUGCUUGGACCCCAACCCGAACUACAAAUCCGGUGAUUGUGUGUUUUGAUGUUAGGUAUGAGAGGCUGAGCUUUAUCAAAGCGCCUAUGGCUGUUGUUUGCUGGGAGGGUGAAUCUAUUCUCAUAAAAUACAAAGGCAAGCUAGCAUCCAUUGCAAGACACCCUCAUGCUGAUUUCCAUAGUUUUGAUUUAUGGAUACUAGAAGAUGCGACGACACAUGAUUGGUCCCAGCAAACAUUUGAGCUUCCUUUCUCUUUGGGGAUGGGUAGGAAUAUCACUUCCCCGGGCUCUAACAAAGCUGGUGAAAUCAUUUUUGCACCAAAACGCCUUUCAAAUGAUGUUCAACCAUACUACAUUUUCUACUACAAUGUUGAUAGAAAAGACAUGAGAAGAGUUAGGCUACUAGGAAUUGCAGACGAUGAAGAGUUUAGGCGCCGUUACCGGAUCGCAGGGCAAUCUUACGUCUCCAUCUCACCCGAACACGUCGAAACUAUUGCCUCUAUAUAA